Phycodurus eques (leafy seadragon) is the source of this 3191-nucleotide messenger RNA. It is a transcript of the gene serinc2l, whose product is annotated as serine incorporator 2, like. Gene Ontology annotation, cellular component: membrane. Lineage: Eukaryota; Metazoa; Chordata; Actinopteri; Syngnathiformes; Syngnathidae. The record is from RefSeq and is a predicted model, not a curated record.
GAACAAAACAAAUUAAAAAAAAGGAAAUUUACCCUGUGUGUCAUCUAACAGUUUCACACGGACGAAGACGGCGAUAAUAUCCAGCUAAUAUCAACAUUUUGAUGUCAUCAUGGGGGCCUGUUUGGCACUGUGUUCUUUAGCCAGCUGUGCUUCCUGUCUGUGUGGCUCAGCACCAUGUCUGCUGUGUGGAUGCUGUCCCUCCUCGAAUAACUCCACUGUCACACGACUGGUUUUCAGCUUCUUUUUGCUGCUGGGGACCCUUGUGUCGGUCAUCAUGAUCCUUCCCGGCAUGGAAGUGCAGCUUCGCAAAAUCCCAGGAUUUUGCCAGGGUGGAAGUUCUAUACCUGGCAUCGAAAACCAAGUCGACUGUGAUGUCAUCCUGGGCUACAAAUCUGUGUAUCGCAUGUGCUUUGCCAUGACCUGCUUCUUCUUUCUCUUCUUCGUCAUCAUGAUUCGCGUACGGAGCAGUAAAGACCCGCGUGCAGCUCUUCAAAAUGGUUUCUGGUUCUUUAAAUUUCUGAUCCUAGUUGGGAUUACUGUGGGAGCCUUUUUCAUCUCCGAUCCAGCAUUCAAUACUGUGUGGUACUAUUUUGGACUAGUGGGCUCCCUCUUCUUCAUUAUUAUCCAACUCAUUCUCCUCAUUGACUUUGCUCACUCCUGGAACCAAGCAUGGGUAGAAAACGCUGAAAAUAAUGACAACAAGUGCUGGUAUGCAGGCCUGGUGACUUUCACCUUCCUUAACUACGCCAUGGCUUUCACCGCAGUCGUGCUGUUUUAUGUUUACUACACACAACCGGAUGACUGCACAGAGCACAAGGUUGUCAUCAGCCUCAACCUUAUCUUCUGUAUCAUCGUCUCUAUUGUCUCCAUCCUGCCAAAAGUUCAGAAAGCCCAACCUUACUCUGGCCUACUGCAAUCUUCUCUCAUCUCCCUCUACACCAUGUACGUCACUUGGUCUGCAAUGACCAACAAUCCAAAUCACAAGUGUAACCCUAGCCUGUUGAGUCUCGUGUCGAAUGGCAGCACCCCGUCACACUCUGGUGAACACACGCCAGGCCAGUUGCAGUGGUGGGAUGCUCAGAGCGUCGUUGGCUUGCUCCUCUUCUUCUUCUGCACCCUCUACGCCAGUAUUCGGUCAUCCAGCAACACCCAAGUCAAUAAGCUGCUGCAAACAGAGGAGGGCGGCAAAGAGAGUGGAGAAGCUAUGGUGGGAGAGGAUGGCGUGCGAAGGGCCGUGGACAACGAGGAGGACGGGGUGACUUACAACUACUCGGCCUUCCACUUUCACCUGGCUCUGGCAUCGCUGUACAUCAUGAUGACCCUCACCAACUGGUACCUACCUGACACCAGCACCCAAGCUAUGCAGAGAAGCAAGCCGGCUGUGUGGGUGAAGGUGUGCUCCAGCUGGCUGGGUCUCAGCUUGUAUCUGUGGACUCUCGUCGCCCCUCUCAUCUUACCCGACAGAGAUUUCAACUGAGCAGCAGGUCUUUUAUUUUCAGUUGGUUUUGUUUUCACGGCUGGCUUUAGUGAUUUAAUGGCCCGCGUACCACAAAUGGGUUGGAAAUGAUACAGGACAUGCAUUGGAAUGUUGUUUUUGCCUUUGCCAUUGUGCUUACUGUUUGAAGACUCAGUGUGAUAAUUAACUGCAGAUAUUAAUGGGCCAAGUUAAUGGCAGCUUGAGCCACAAGAAGUUAUUGUAUUUACCCGUGAUUCACCUUGAUGGGCUUCUUCCUGCCACCUGAUAUGACGUGACUGUGUGAGCUGUUAUUUUUAUGCUGAACUUUAGUUACCAGACUAUCACACAGGCUCAGCGACUAGGCACUUUCGCAACACCACAAAUGUUUUGUUAUUAUACGUCAUGCUCAAGACCAGAAACACCAGACUUCCUAUUAGCCACUUCUGGAUUUCCCCCCCCCCCCUUGAUAUUCGAGGACCAUUUUAGUGCUGGGGGCAAUGUGGGGAAACCUCCUUUCAAGCCCCUGCAAGAGAGGAGUGCAAGAGUGAGAUAAGAAUAAAAUGGCACACCCCACAGAUAGUGACGAGGGUUCCCAUUUGCAACUAGACUGUACACACAAGCACAUUAUUGCGCAGUCAGUGUGCUAAGAUACCAACUGGUUAAUCACAGAGCUUUCUGGUCUGGUCAAGGUCAUAUAUACCUGAUGCAACACCUUCUCCAUGUGUGACUGUGUUUGGCCUUGUUCAGCCGUGCUCAACCAUCUGUACCUGUAUAGCAGCAGGCAGGGAAACAUAUUGAUCUUUGGCAACAUGCCUUCCUCACAUGAUCUGCACGGGGCUCCCCGUGUUCACGCAUAUGUCAUCAUUUCCAUAGAAUUCAGAAUUCAAGCUGCAAUGUGCAAAACAAUCAAAUGAGUUGGAAAACCUGUCAUUGCUGUUAUGUGUGUUGCUGGUGUUUUUUAAGUAAUUGGUGUCAUUAUCUUGUGGUUAAGUACAUUGCAGUAUGAAUGAAAUAGGUGUUUUCCUCUAAACCUGAACAUGCAGUCUAGUGCAGUGUUUCCCAACCUUUAUCGAGCCAAGGCACAUAUUUUACAUUAGAAAAGUCUCACAGCACACCUCCAAAUAAAAUGUCAAUUCAGUUGGGUUAAUUUUAUGUUCUGCCAGGUGGAAGAGCAUUUCACUUUUUUUUGAGUACCAGACAUCGCUAACAUGAAUGGAAAAAUGAUCCAUUAUUUGUGUAAAUAAAUAAAUUCCCUACCACAGUUUGUAUAAUUUCCCACAGCGCCCCUGAUGAUCUCUCAUGGCACGAAUGUGCUGCAACACGGUGGUUGAGAAUCGCUGGUCUAGUGUAUGUGAAAUUAGUUUAUUCCAUCAGUUAUUUCAACACCCACAAAAAGGAAUCAAGUGUCUUGUUUUCAGAAAUAAAGUGCUGCGCAUAACCCUUUUUGUAUCACUUUUGUUUUAUAUUAAGCAUUUUCAAAGUAUUGUACAGUUUUACAAUCACCACUUGACUUAGGCGAAGCCUUAAGCCAAAUUGCCAAUUUUAUUAUGGUGGAACAUUUUAAAAACGCUAUCAAAUGUCGUCUUGUUCUCAUUUCAUUAAAGAAUUGUGAAUGCUGAUGCGUGCUUGUCGUGCUCUACGCAUGGUGAGUCCAGCUAUUAGAUAUAACACAAAAGCUUAUGCAUUGUGUAUGUACAUUGGUUUUAAUACAAAUUAAACACUUUGACUCACUCUC